Temnothorax curvispinosus is the source of this 552-nucleotide messenger RNA. RefSeq names its product GPI transamidase component PIG-S-like. The record is from RefSeq and is a predicted model, not a curated record. Gene Ontology annotation, cellular component: GPI-anchor transamidase complex. Lineage: Eukaryota; Metazoa; Arthropoda; Insecta; Hymenoptera; Formicidae. The transcript is spliced from 2 exons. Gene Ontology annotation, biological process: attachment of GPI anchor to protein. Bases 148 to 435 code for a protein of 95 amino acids.
UAACAGCCGCCGUAUUCUUGAUUAUGCAGUUCGGUCAUGCACGAGAGACAACCGUUAGUACCAUUUUCCACGGAGUGAACCUACUGUUUUUACUUAUACUGUACCCUCAGUGAGCAUAAAGAGCGAGCUCUAUGCUGGUUCGCGGCGAUGCAUUGUGCAGGAAGUAGUACCGGGCGGUACGGCGAGACGGAAGCAGAAAAAUACAGAGUGUACGCGAGCGUAUCGUUCGCAGUAUUAUUAUUGGGGAUUGGCGUACCUCUCUGGUGGCACACUACAACGGUGCCUCGUGUUACACUUCCUUAUGCCGGAAUUGAUGAAUUAUCGCAACUGGACAUUAGAAUUACUACAAAGAUUACUGUCGCGGCGCUCUCACACAAUCGUGCCGAGUUGUUCGCACGUGAAAUCAGGCGAACGUUUGUAAACGCUGGUAAGUGAGAACGGAAUGUGAAGAAUUUAUAAGUGACAAUUUAUUGCUAUGAUAUUGUAUAUUGCCUGAAAAGAUUCUAAUAACUUUAAUGAUUGAUAAAAAUGGUUCUCAAAAUAUUUUAAAUG